Molecule: messenger RNA, 1359 nt
Organism: Lutra lutra (Eurasian river otter)
Lineage: Eukaryota; Metazoa; Chordata; Mammalia; Carnivora; Mustelidae
Gene: SYCP3
Product: synaptonemal complex protein 3
Exons: 9
Coding region: 321-1112 (263 amino acids)
Biological process (GO): spermatid development; meiotic cell cycle
Cellular component (GO): synaptonemal complex
Source: RefSeq, a predicted model, not a curated record
CAUACCUUAAGAGCCCUAAUACCCGCAGGCCGCAGCCCACAAGGCACUCUGGGUAAGCAGUCUCGUGGUCAGUUGUCCGUGGGGGCGGAGACUGUGGGUCUUCUAUACGCACGCGCACAGCCACCAGCCAAUCAGCGACGCUCUCGGGCAAAGCGGCUCUGGCUUUUCUCCCGCGGGAAUUCUGAGUUGCCUCAGAGGAGCGUCGUGCUGGCCAAGCGGACCCGCACCUCAGGUGAGGGGCUGGGGCCGUGGAGGCUGGAGUGGCAGCGACACUGUCUGGAGACCUAUACCUGUGGUCUUUGGCCAUUGGGGUUUUUUUCAUGCGGGAGGAGGGGACGAUUUUUUCUAGCGCGGGCAACAGAGCCAAAGGCUUUUCUGGAUCUGUGAGAAAACAUCUAAAUAUGGUGCCCUCUGGAAGAAAACAUGCAGGGAAAUCUGGGAAGACAUCAAUGGAGGAUCAGGUUGUAAGAGCCUAUGACUUUGAGAAGGAAGAUAAAAAAGAUCUGAGUGGUUCAGACGAGGAUGUUACCGAAGGGAAGACUCCAGUAAUUGAGAAGCAUGGGAAGAAAAGGACUUCUGCAGCAGUGUUUGAAGAUAUGGGGGGUGAAGUACAAAAUAUGCUGGAAAGAUUUGGAGCUGACAUUAACAAGGCUCUUCUUGCCAAGAGAAAAAGACUAGAAUUGUAUACCAAAGCUUCUCUCAAAACUAGUAACCAGAAAAUUGAACAUGUUUGGAAAACCCAGCAAGAGCAAAGGCAGAAGCUUAACCAAGAAUAUUCUCAGCAAUUUCUGACUUUGUUUCAGCAGUGGGAUAUAGAUGUGCAGAAAGCUGAGGAACAAGAAGAAAAACUAGCUAACAUGUUUCGACAGCAACAAAAGGUUUUUCAACAAUCUAGAAUUGUUCAGAGCCAGAGACUGAAAACAAUUAGACAGUUAUAUGAGCAGUUCAUAAAGAGUAUGGAAGACUUGGAGAAGAAUCAUGAUAGUCUACUUACUGGUGCACAAAAUGAACUUAGAAAAGAAAUGGCUAUGUUGCAAAAAAAAAUUAUGAUGGAAACUCAGCAGCAAGAGAUGGCAAGUGUUCGAAAGUCUCUUCAGUCCAUGUUAUUCUGAUGACUCUUUGAAGGAAGAACUUGAACCUAAGUAAUAUGAUACAAUUACAACAUUAGCUAAGAGGCUUGUAAUUCUUUUAGAGAGGUUUAAAAAUUCUAGUUUAAAAUACAUCGUGUUAAUUGUUAGCUUAAGUGCAAGACCCUUCCUUCUGUUAACCUUCAGAUAAAGCUGAGCAGUUAUGUGAGUCCAGAUCUUUAAUAGUAAUAGUGAAUUUUUCUCUUUAACACUUGUUAAUUAACUUUUAGCA